GCCGCCGCCGCCGCUGUGAGUUGCCUGCUUCCCCGCGGGGCGGCCGGCGUGGGCGGGGGCGGCGCGACCCUCCGAGCGCCGGGCAGGGGGCUUCCAGGCCGGCGCGGGGGCGGGACGGACAGCCCCACACCGACAUGUAACCAUGGACUGCAGGACCAAGGAAAAUCCAGAGAGAACCUUUGACUUGGUAUUGAAAGUGAAAUGUCAUGCCUCUGAAAAUGAAGAUCCGGUGGUAUUGUGGAAAUUCCCAGAGGACUUUGGCGACCAGGAAGUACUACAGAGCGUGCCCAAGUUCUGUUUCCCCUUUGACAUUGAAAGAGUAUCCCAGACUCAAGUUGGACAGCACUUUACCUUUGUACUGACAGACAUUGAAAGUAAACAGAGAUUUGGAUUCUGCAGACUCACAUCAGGAGGCAAAAUUUGCUUGUGCAUUCUUAGUUACCUGCCAUGGUUUGAAGUAUAUUACAAGCUUCUAAAUACUCUGGCAGAUUACUUGGCUAAGGAACUGGAGAAUGAUUUGAAUGAAACUCUCAAAUCACUCUAUAACCACCCAGUACCAAAGGCAAACACUCCUGUCAAUUUGAGUGUGAACCAAGAGAUAUUUAUUGCCAGUGAGCAAGUUCUGAAAGAUCAGCCCUUCCUAGUACCGCAUUCCUACUUCAUUGCCCCAGAUGUAACUGGACUCCCAACAAUUCCUGAGAGUAGAAAUCUUACAGAAUAUUUUGUUGCCGUGGAUGUGAAUAAUAUGCUGCAACUAUACGCCAGCAUGUUGCAUGAGAGGCGCGUCAUUAUUACCUCUAGCAAAUUAAGCACUUUAACUGCCUGUCUCCAUGGAUCAGUUGCCCUGCUAUACCCAAUGUACUGGCAGCACAUAUACAUCCCAGUGCUUCCGCCGCACCUGCUGGACUACUGCUGUGCUCCGAUGCCAUACCUGAUUGGAAUACACUCCAGCCUCAUAGAGAGAGUGAAAAAUAAAUCAUUGGAGGAUGUGGUUAUGUUAAAUGUUGACACAAACACUUUAGAAUCACCAUUUAAUGACUUGAACAACCUACCAAGUGAUGUGGUCUCGGCCCUGAAAAAUAAACUGAAGAAGCAGUCUACAGCUACAGGGGAUGGAGUAGCUAGGGCCUUUCUUAGGGCACAGGCUGCUUUGUUUGGAUCCUACAGAGAUGCACUGAGAUACAAACCUGGGGAGCCCAUCACUUUCUGUGAGGAGAGUUUUGUAAAGCAUCGUUCAAGUCUGAUGAAACAGUUCUUGGAAACUGCAGUUAACCUCCAACUUUUCAAGCAGUUUAUUGAUGGUCGACUGGCAAAAUUAAAUGCAGGACGGGGUUUCUCUGAUGUAUUUGAAGAGGAAAUCACUUCAGGUGGCUUUUGUGGAGGGAACCCGAGGUCAUAUCAACAGUGGGUGCAUACAGUCAAGAGAGGAGGUGCACUGUUUAACACAGCAAUGACCAAAGCAACUCCAGCUGUACGGACAGCAUAUAAAUUUGCAAAAAAUCAUGCAAAGCAGGGAAUAAAGGAAGUGAAGAGUAAGCUAAAACAUAAGGAAAAUGAAGAAGAUUAUGGGACCUGUUCUGGUUCUGUACAAUAUACACCAGUUUACACAUUACACAAUGAAAAGGGAGGAAAUCUAGAAAAGCGUAAGCUUGCCCAGGGACGCUUGAAAAGACCUCUUAAGAGCCUUGAUAGUGCUCUGUAUGAUGACGACCAUGACGAGAGAGCAAGCAAGUUAUCCUCUGAAGAUGGAGAAGAAGCUUCUGCUGAUUUUUAUGAAAGCGAUGACUCCGUUGAAGCAAGAGUAAAGACUCCUUACUCAGGUGAAAUGGACCUACUAGGAGAGAUCUUAGAUACACUGAGCACACACAGCUCUGACCAAGGAAAGCUGGCAGCAGCGAAGAGCUUGGAUUUCUUCAGAUCAAUGGAUGAUAUUGAUUACAAACCUACGAAUAAAUCCAAUGCACCUAGUGAGAAUAAUCUGACCCUACUUUGCAGUGGUUCUGGUGACCAAGUAGAGUGGCAUCUCGGGCAAGAUGAUAGUGCCCUUCAUGGCAAACACCUUCCUCCAUCUCCCCGGAAGCGAGUUCCCUCUAGUGGUUGGACAGAUUCUCUGUUUAUCCUGAAAGAGGAAAACAAUGAAAAACACCUCAGUGUUGACAAUGUGAGGGGGCCCGCGGUCACAGAAAAGGCAGCUUCUGCUUCAGAACUGGAUUUCCAGUUAGCUUCGCCUGAAGUUUCCGAAGAUGAAAAGUGUAAAACAGAAAGGAAGGAAACACUAAGCCAGAUUUCAGAUGAUCUGCUUAUACCCAGCCUUGGGCGACAUUCAUCUACUUUUGUCCCUUGGGAGAAAGAAGGGAAAGAAGCCAAAGAGACUUCAGAAGAUAGUGGACUGCUUCAUGAAGUGGUGUCGUUAUGUCACAUAACAUCUGCCUUCCAGCAAGACUUAAACAUUUCAGAGGAAAACACAAGUGGAAACCAAACUUAAAUCAACAGUUAAGAGUCACGUGCAUCUAAGCUUCUAUGGAGACAUUUUAGGAUUCCAUGUAAUCUCUAUAGUAAACAGAAUUAUAUGUAGGAAUGA
Messenger RNA from Prionailurus viverrinus (fishing cat), 2581 nucleotides. It is a transcript of the gene DENND1B, whose product is annotated as DENN domain containing 1B. NCBI's taxonomy places the organism in Eukaryota, Metazoa, Chordata, Mammalia, Carnivora, Felidae. The record is from RefSeq and is a predicted model, not a curated record. The coding region runs from base 143 to 2485 and encodes 780 amino acids. Gene Ontology annotation, biological process: T cell receptor signaling pathway; endocytosis; endocytic recycling. Gene Ontology annotation, cellular component: intracellular membrane-bounded organelle; nuclear speck; cytosol. Gene Ontology annotation, molecular function: phosphatidylinositol phosphate binding; guanyl-nucleotide exchange factor activity. The transcript has 23 exons.